GAAGUGGAAUAAUCUCAUCCGAAAAAUUUGAGCUAACUAAAUUUCCGGAAAAUUAUUUAAUUUACUUUUUUGUUUGCUUUGAAAGAUUUGCUUUGCAUUUUUAAUACAAAUUUAAUUGUUUCUAGUUUCUUGUGUGCCUCAAAAUGAUAAAGAAUUUGGGCCAAUUGUGCCGCAGCCGCUGCGGUCCCCUUCCCUUUGUGCAGCAGACUCCCACCAUUCUGGUGAAGAACUUUUCGAGUGCCCCAACUUGGAUGGGCCGUGCUGCUCCUAAGCCUCUGUAUUUGACUGCCGCUCGUUACAAGAGCACCAACACUAAAUGGACUACGCGCACCGAUAAAAAGGAGGAUGAGCAGGAGGACAAGAAGGAGAAGAAAUUCAAGCCUAUGGAGCCCCAAGCCCGUCGCUUGCAGCUGAACAAAAGCGCCCAAUUCGAGCGCUACGAUUCGGGUCCGGUUCCGGCUCAAAACAAUAAAUCGAUGCAAGAGUCCCCUGAAGAAGAGAAUCCUUUGGCCCAGAAGCAGAAGAUGGAGCAGAAGUUGAAGAAUAAGAAGAUCACCGAGAAAAUGCAAGAGCUGAUGAAGGCUCGCGUUGCGAAUCCGGACAAGUAGCUGCACCACAAGAUACCAGGACCACCGCCCCCCCCAUCGUCUACAGAUACAUAUACAUAUACACACAGACAUUGUCAUUGUCAUUGCCCGGCUCUCCGCGGACAUUCAUCAAUUGUCCAAUGAAAAUAUUGACAAGUUUUUUACGAGCUGGUUGAGUGAUCUGAUCUGAUCUCUGUGCUGCUCUCCGCUGAUCAGAUGUGUCGUCCCAGAGUUCUCUUGCCGCAUCGUUGGCCACUCACACCCCACAACAACCCAGGCAAUAUGGAAGUCCCGUAAAUUAAAACAUCAGACCCGAGGCAAUGACGUCGUAAAGAAAUAAAUAAAACAUCAAACACUAAGAGUAGAAAA
Messenger RNA from Drosophila guanche, 956 nucleotides. RefSeq lists its product as uncharacterized. The transcript has 3 exons. Lineage: Eukaryota; Metazoa; Arthropoda; Insecta; Diptera; Drosophilidae. The coding region runs from base 144 to 608 and encodes 154 amino acids. The record is from RefSeq and is a predicted model, not a curated record.